Thermochaetoides thermophila DSM 1495 is the source of this 2382-nucleotide messenger RNA. RefSeq lists its product as uncharacterized. The transcript has a single exon. The coding region runs from base 1 to 2382 and encodes 793 amino acids. The record is from RefSeq and is a predicted model, not a curated record. Lineage: Eukaryota; Fungi; Ascomycota; Sordariomycetes; Sordariales; Chaetomiaceae.
AUGAAGCUCAUCAGCGUGCUGACUCGCGAGGUCGAGGAGUUCCACGACGACAAGGUCCCGCCCUACGCUAUCCUUUCCCACGUCUGGGGUCCAGAGAAUGAUGAAGUCACGGCCCAAGACCUGCAGGGCAUCGCCCAGCACCGCAAGGCCCAGCGCGAAGCCCGUCGGAACAACGCCCCUCUACUGACACAAGGCCAUCACCACCAUGAGCCGAUCAGCGGGGUAAACGGCGUCAACGGGCAUAGUUCGACAGGACGUCCGUCGCUCGACAGCACCGAGACCAUGCGUUUGAUGUUGCUGACUAGCAUGUUAAUGGCCUUUCGGGGGAAAACAUCACCCAGCAUCGGGAAUAAUCUUCUUAGGAACCUGCCUGCCCUGAAAGACACGACGAGCACGACGACGAACGGGUACUCCGAGUCCUACGAAAUUGAGCGCGCGAAUAGAAAUGGGGAGAGUCAUCACCAGCGGUACAGCAGUCUCGAAGUCCUCGCCCAAGCUGCAGCAUCAGCUUCUACCCAUCAAUCCACUAACACUGGCCCCCAUCCCGCUGAACUCAAGCCUGGCUACCAAAAAAUUCUCUACGCAGUCGAGCAAGCCGAAAAGGACGGCUUCGAAUACGUUUGGGUUGACACUGCGUGUAUCGACCGCACCAGCAGCACCGACGUGUCUGAGGCCAUCAACUCUGCUUUUCAGUGGUACUCGCGCGCAGGGAUAUGCUACGCCUAUUUGGCCGACGUGCAAGCAGAUGAUAACAUUGAGGGAUAUCGCACGUGGCUGGAUCUGUUUAAUAUGAGUCGGUGGUUCAAGCGCGCGUGGACGUUGCCUGAGUUAUUGGCACCGAAAAAAUUGGUUUUUUAUGCGAAGGGUUGGAAACUGUUGGGGACGAAGUCCAGUUUGGUGAAGCAUGUGGCGAGGGUGACCAAGAUUGAUGAGGUGACGCUCAUUGAGCCGAAAUUGGUGCAUAAGGCGAGUAUCGCGCAGCGGUUGGCCUGGGCAGCAGGGAGGCAGGCGUCCAGGCCGGAGGAUGUCGCGUAUUCCUUGCUGGGCCUGUUCGGAAUACACAUGCCUAUUGUCUACGGCGAGGGUGCCGAGGCAGCGUUCCAGCGGUUGCAAGAGGAGAUUAUUAAGCGUUCCGACGACCACUCCAUUUUUGCAUGGGGCAUCCUCAACCAACUGCUAGGUCCCAAACCCCGGCAUACAAACACCCUCCCUCCCUCAGCCCUCUGCCUCGACGAAGAAGCGGAUGAUGAAAGCGAUGAAAAUCUCGCCGGCGCAACCCCCAUCCUCGCCCGCUCCCCUGAUGAUUUCGCCAAUAUGCAGUUCGUCAUCGUCCCGCAAUCUCCCGAAGUCAAUGCCCCCGCCGGCGUGGCAGAUUACUCUAUGACCAACAAGGGCUUGCACAUCACCCUGCCGCUUCUACCCGACCCCGCUGGGGGGGCACGAUAUGUCUUGGCAUUGUUGCCCUGCCAUUUAUCGAGUGACCCGUCCCAUCGGCUGGCGAUUCCACUUUCUGUGACGGCUAUUCCGAAUGUUUAUCUGCGCGUCAAGCCCGGCACAUUGGGGGCCCCCUCGUCAGAGGCACUGCUUGUCCCCGUAUCGGUGUUGAAAGAGGGGAAGUGUGAAAACAAGAGGAUAUACAUCCCAAAUGUAACGGAGCAAAUUGCGAGACUCCGGCAGAGGGAGGAGAUCAUUUUCUUGCGGGCGACGGACGUCUUUUCGCCUGGGUAUGAGAUUGUCCAGGUAUGUGGGUUAGGAGGGAAGUUUGCCACGUUUGAUCGCAAGGCGAAUGUUGUUAAGGUCGGGGCGGUGUCGGUCACGGGUGCUGGAGGCGCAGAGAUGGAUGAGGAGGAGGUGAGGAGGAUGAUGAGUAAGAAUCGGGCGGCGUUGUAUCGGUUGGUGGUGUGUCAGUUGGCCGUAGUGGCAUUUUGGUCGCAGCAUAUCAAGUCUGGGUUUAUUGCAAGGAUUUUGGUGGAAGUCACGCCAUCGGGGCAGGGGGGGCGGUGUUGGGUUGAUUUGGCAAGUGAUCCAAGAAUUAAUUCUCAGGAUCAGAUAUGUGCGGAAGCACAAAGGUUGUGGGAGGAUCCAGGGAGCGUAGAUGUCACGAUCCCAAGUUUGACUGGCUCACCCGGGGUGCAGAUGGUCACGAUGGAAAUUGUCCAUCCCGAACGGUAUCAGCCGGGCGUGUCAGGGCUGGAUUUGAGUGAGGGCGGUUGGAGCACCGUGCAGAGUGCUAAGCUUGGGGUAUUUGAUAAUUGCACGUUUGUGGAGAUGUGGGAGAGGGAGUAUAUGCGAACAGUACAGGCUAAGCUGGAGAGGAAGAAGAAGGGCUUGAUGGAGCUGAGCAUGACGAGCAUGCUCUGGAUGGCGCCGGAUAAGGUCUAG